CACCUGUCCUCAACGAUAGCCCGUGAUCAAUGAUUCAACGGUUAAGUCACACAGCCUAAACAGAUUUCUUUUUCAGGCCCCUAGGCGAAAAAAACCCUGGAUUUCUUUCUCUUCUGGGAAAUAUGGGUGAUGGGAUCUUUGUCCUAAACCCGCUUAGGAUUUUUAUAGUUGUAAUUUUAGUACCGAGCUUUUUAGGGGUUCCGCUAACAAAUCCUAACCCGUAUUGGAAUGCGACAAGAGAUUGGAAGCGAGAGUUGGCGGACAAGGAGGGAUAUUUUACUAAUACGUGGGCUGUGGAAAUAGAACACCCUUUCGAAGAGAAAUAUGUCCGGGAAAUUUCCAAGAGACAUGGGUUUACAAUUAUUGGAAAGAUCGGUAAUCUAAAAGGCCAUUAUCACUUGCGCCAUGACGAUGUUGAUGAGCUUAACAAAGAACAUAAUCGUGAUAAGACAGACAGACUUCUUCUUGAGGAUAACGUUCGAUGGGCAGAACAGCAGAAGAUUCUUCACAGAGUGAGAAAGGACGGGAUUCCAACAGACCCGAUGUUCACAGAAAUGUGGUACCUGAUGAACACUGGGCAGACCGGGGGACCUGUGGGUGUUGAUAUCAACGUCAUUCCUGUAUGGAAGCGAGGCAUAACGGGGAGGGGCGUUGUUGUCACAGUGUUAGAUGACGGCAUGGACCACAACCAUCCUGAUCUGAAGCCAAAUUAUGAGCCAUGUGCGAGUCAUGAUUUUAAUGAUAAUGAUCAAGAUCCUGCCCCGAGAGACAUAGACCCCGAUAACUGUCACGGCACCCGCUGUGCGGGCGAGAUCGCGGCUGUGGCGAAUGACUCUAUCUGCGGGGCUGGAGUCGCGUACAAUGCCAAGAUUGGAGGCGUUCGUAUGUUGGAUGGUAAAGCAACGGACGCCCUUGAAGCGUGCUCGCUUGGAUUUGCAAAUCAGGUCACAGAUGUGUAUAGCAACUGUUGGGGCCCUAAGGAUGAUGGGAAGACCUUUGGUAAACCUGGUCCUCUAGCUGCCAAGGCACUCAAAAGUGGUGCAGAAAAGGGUCGGGGAGGUAAAGGCAACAUCUUCGUGUGGGCGACUGGAAAUGGCGGACUGACAGAUGAUGACUGUAAUUGCGAUGGCUAUACCACGAGUAUAUACACGGUGUCAAUAGGCUGUAUCGGUGAUCACGGGUUAUCGGCCUACUACACAGAGCUGUGUUCGUCAACACUUGCUGUAACAUUCAAUGGCGGAGCACACAGAGAAAAAGAGGAGAAUAAAAUGAUCACUACAGACUUAAAAGGCAAAUGCACUGAACAGUUCAAAGGCACAUCGUCUGCUGCUCCACUGGCCGCUGGAAUGGUGGCACUUAUGUUAGAACAGAACCCUUCUCUCACGUGGCGUGACGUACAACACAUCAUUGUGCAUACGGCGAAGAUGACGAGCCCUGUGGAUGAUGGAUGGCGUACGAAUGGGGCUGGACUCCACUUCAAUCACAAGUUUGGCUUUGGUCGUCUUGACGCGGACGCCAUGGUGGAGAAGUCACGUGUCUGGAAGAACGUCCCUGUCCAGCGGACAUGCACAGGAGCGUCUAGCGUGACAGGGGAUGAGAAAGACAUCCCAGUGGGAGGCUCCCUGGACAUCCAGAUCCCGACCGGGGGGUGCAUGGGCACCAUUGCCGAGAUCAACCACCUGGAGCACGUGGUACUCACUGUUAGUUUUAUUCAUCGGAGACGCGGUGACGUCAGCCUGCUUCUGACGUCACCAUCCGGGACCAAGAACGAGAUGCUCUCUACUCGUCGCUAUGACGACAGCAAGGAGGGUCUGGAUAAAUGGUCAUUUAUGACGGUACACUGCUGGGGGGAAAACCCGAGAGGGUUCUGGAAGCUGAACGUGAUUGACAACCCUCUGAACGAGAUCGGUGAUCGCGUGGUUAACGGGUUUGGGACGCUACACUUGGACACGAGCAAACAAGACACAGACGUCGAGGAUCUUGAGGAACAAGUAAUUGACGACCAGACGAAACAGCAAGCAGCAAGAAUUCAGAGUAUCAAAAACACGAAUCCCCUGUUUGAUUUCCCGUACCCCGCUGGUGUGCGGAGAGAUAGAGUCAAGCCAUUCUCUAACAACAUGGACACUUCGGAGACCGAAGAGAGUAUUGUAGAUGAUUUAUAUAACUUGACGCAGAGCGACACCGCGAGCUUUACCGAGUACGUGUACGACCGCAGCAAAAUACCUAGACCGGAAGCGAAACUCAGAAGCGACGAUAGUGAUGACGACGAUGUAACCGGAAGUAAUAGUUCCGGAAGUGACGACACCGGAAGUAGCGAUGCUGAAAUAAAGGCAGUAGAAUACAAAUCUGAUGGGGAAACACAAGAUGGUGGUAGUAAUGGUAGCGGGGUUUUCAUUUUACAGAAACCGAACGAGAGAAGGCCGAAAAAGAAACUUAAAUAUAAAAAGCGUAGCAAAAUAAACUCUCAUAAGAAAAAGUUGAUUAAUGCAAAAGCUAAAAAGGACGCUACGAAAAAGGUCCAGGUUGCUGUGCAGGAGACCGCCACACAGCGGGUCCAGGUGAAUGCCGGGUAUGAUAAUCCCGAGAUCCCGUGCCUCGCCCGCGGGUGCUCGGGUAUCCUAUUGAAGUGGGUACUUACUUUCUACGGUACAUACGAACCGCCAGAGAACACAUAGGCAGAUAGAUAUUAUACUGUUAUACUUUAGAUUUAUUAUGAGUAGUAAGAUAUUCCUCUGUACAAGAUCUAAGAGACCUAAGGUGGGUGUGGUCAUUGUGAAUACGAGCUGCUGAUUGGUGCUGAUUGGUGGAAUUUAGAAGAUACUGUCAUUAAUAUUCAGGUGGCAGUUGAAACGUGUGACGUCACUUACUCCUCUAUCUCAAACCUUUUUAAAAAAACGAACAUCAGUGCAAAAUGGCAAAUGGCCGAUGGUACUUCUAAAACUAAUCGCUGCUUCCAGAAUAAAGAAGUGAAGUGAAGUGCAAAUCGCAAGAUUUAUUUAUAUUUUCCUACAUAUAGUAGAAAAUGACGAGUCCUAUGGUAUUUUCAGAUGACAGAACUACCAUUUUCCAUUUGCACUUUGAAAUAGGUGUAUAUCUUACUGGUAUUGCCGUCGUUUGAUAGGGGGCCGCAAGCUGCCUCUCUCCCUCUUGUUCAUUCAAUUCAUACUCUGCAAAACUAUCGUACUAUGGGCCACCGUUCUUUUGUAGAAAUAAAGUUUUGAUUGGCGCAUAUCCGUAAAUAAGAAAGUGGACUUUGAUUCUUUCCAUCUGUCCAAGUCCAACCAUUCCACGUUUUACGGACAUGCACCAAAUAUGGAACCACAAUUUGUCUCUUUUGGAUUCCCCUUAAAAUUAGCACUCUUAUCAGUGAGCAGCGCUUAGUUUUAAAUGUAUUGUUAUCUUUUCACAAGCAAUAUAGUGCCAGUCUCUCGUGGCAUUUGUUUCACGCGGUAACGUGUUGAGCAGGGUGGAGAGCAUAUCACUUCGAAACGCUUUUGCAAAGUUUAUGUAAAUUACUGCUUUAUUAAUAAAAUUACAUUACUUUUUGUA
Molecule: messenger RNA, 3549 nt
Organism: Nematostella vectensis (starlet sea anemone)
Lineage: Eukaryota; Metazoa; Cnidaria; Anthozoa; Actiniaria; Edwardsiidae
Product: PC3-like endoprotease variant B
Exons: 14
Coding region: 123-2675 (850 amino acids)
Biological process (GO): protein processing
Cellular component (GO): Golgi membrane; trans-Golgi network
Molecular function (GO): serine-type endopeptidase activity
Source: RefSeq, a predicted model, not a curated record